This is a messenger RNA of Sinocyclocheilus anshuiensis, 2940 nucleotides long. RefSeq names its product low-density lipoprotein receptor-related protein 11-like. The record is from RefSeq and is a predicted model, not a curated record. Gene Ontology annotation, molecular function: serine-type endopeptidase inhibitor activity; protein binding. The transcript has 9 exons. Lineage: Eukaryota; Metazoa; Chordata; Actinopteri; Cypriniformes; Cyprinidae. Bases 203 to 1894 code for a protein of 563 amino acids.
AACGUAAUAUCUUCGCAGCACAAUGCUGCAUUAGCCGCGAUGCACUGAUUUCAGUUCAGCUGGCCGUGAAAACGACAGGUGCAGGUGCUUUGUGCUGUUCUUCUACAAUGCGCAAAACGCUGAUUUUUUUGUAUAGUAAACUAAUACUUUUAAUCUCGAAUGUGAUGUGAGAAGAAGCGUGCCAUUGUUUCCAUCGUGGGAAAUGAGCGUUUACAGCAGCGCCAUCAUGUUUCCUUCGGCGCAUCAUAUCCAGCGAGCGCUCAUCUGUUCUGUUCUUCUCUGGAUGUCGACGGCGGUCAUGACUCGAUCCUCCUCAACAUCGGAUCUUAAAUCCAAAAUAUCUGGUGUGGAAGAACUGCUGGAGGAGUUCCGUAAGCAGCUACAGCAGGAUGAGUCGGGCUCGAGGGAGGAUGAGGAGGAUGGAGACCGCUGUAUCAGUGGCUUCAAGGCGGCGGAGGAGCGCAUCAUCCGCGCCAGCGCGUCCAUCGAGCAGGGCGCCGCGUUCUUGUCCGCCCCGCAGAGGGUGUUCAGCUGGAGGGACUGCGCGCACGCCUGCUGCUCUCACCCGCACUGCACAGCCGCCAUCAUCCAGGAGGACCUCAAGCAGCCCGAUGACAGUUUGCGCUGUUAUUUGUUCAACUGCACGUACAGGGGCAGGAGUGUGUGCUCGUUUUCCUUUCAGCCGGGAUUCAGCACCUACAGUCGGGUGAACAACAGCUCUAGACCCCAUGAGCCCGGACGGGGUUCUACUGCCACUGACAGUCCGAGCACUUCAGCCGGGAGACCUUCAUAUGGGAUUGAUGAGGACGAGUCAGUAAUGCGGGGUUUGGAUGAGCCACCCCGUAGUGAUGCGGGUCAGGACUUGGUGGUUCAGCUGCCAACAGACUGGGCGGUGCUAGAUGGCAGAGACAGCACUGAUGAUCAUGACAUCAUACAUUAUGAAUGGGCUCUUGUGAAAGGAGACCCCUCCGUUAAGAUGAAGGUGACACACCCAGGCCUGCUGAAACUCAGUGGUCUUAGAGAAGGAAUUUAUACCUUUGAGCUGACCGUUACCGACACGUCGGGACAGAAGAGCUCUGACAAUGUGUCUGUCAGUGUGCUCGCCCCUGCACCAAAUGCAGAAGUGUGUACAGGUCACUGUUCUCGAUAUCAGUUCAUGUGUGAUGAUGGCUGCUGUAUAGACAUUGGUUAUGCCUGCGAUGGAAAGCAACACUGCCCUGACCGAUCAGAUGAAGAUUUCUGCCAAAAUUUUGAUAGUGGUCAUAAGUCCAACCCCCCCUCUAAACAUGGACCAGAUGUACAAACUGAAGCAGAUGCCCAGGCACCCACAGAAAUACAGCUCAAUGAUUUCCCUAAAGCUGAAGAACAUCAGCAUUAUGGCUUCAUUUCCCAAGAUCCCUGUGCAGCGCCCCCAGUGGUUGGCCCGUGUAAAGGCGUCUUCCCACGCUGGUAUUAUGAUUCUAAAACAGGAGAUUGCCAGCACUUCCAGUAUGGCGGCUGCAAAGGAAACCACAACAACUUCCUCCAGAAGUCUGAUUGUGUAAAUGAAUGCAUUCAGAAACCAACAGUAACAAAACAUCAGGCCACUGCAACUCCAUUAACCAGUGUGAAAACAUACAUAUCUCCCAUUGCUUCUGUCCAUAAGGAAAAACUGCUAAAUCCUCUCACGGAGUCUCAGAGUUCACUGCCAUCGUCUAAAAUACAUCGUGUACUGGAAGGACACCCACCCCCUGAAUCAGGUGCGAUCUUACCCCUGGCUUUGGGUCUGAUCAUCAGCGUUCUGCUCUUACUGAUGGUGGGCUGCAGGCUCUGGCUUGUACGACGCAGACUGAAGAAAGCUUUGCCUCUCACCACAGAAGAGUCUGAUUACCUCAUCAAUGGCAUGUAUCUGUAGCACAACAGCCACCUGCCAAUCAACCCUCCAAUCUGCUGCACCAUUUGUGUUACUGUGUGUGUAGAGGACACAUAAGUUGUCAAAAAAUCGAAUGCAUGGCUAGCCAACCCUGCUCCUGGGGCCGGUUGCACCAGCUGUAUGUAAGUUACAACUUAGUCUAGUUGUGGCAUAAAGGGGCAAUAAAUUGCAUUGACCUUGAUUGAUAUCCCCUUGAGUGCAAAAUGACACAUCUAUCUCUCCAAUAUAGUAUUCCAAAUUAGGCUUAAAUCUAAACCUUAGGUUUAAAUUUAAAUCUCAAAUCAUGGUAUCUGGAAAAUAUAAUUUCAAACAUGUGAAUGGCACACUAUUUCUGAGAAAUGUAUUUUGUGAUUUUGGUAGCAAAUAUGCAGAUGUGUUUGACUGCAACAGAGGUUCCUGUGGUAUAAAGAUGCAGUUGUAUGAUUUGAUAAUCUGUCCAAAUACUGGCAUACUGGCUUAAUGCACACUUCAGUGUAUAUACUUGUUGUUCAAGUGGGCGAUUUUGAAUUCAGCUUUAUUUUUUUAAAGAAGCAUGAUACACUACAAGCUUGCCUGAUAUUUUUUGACCUGAGAAUUUGACCUUAAAUGAGAGCAUUUUUCUUUUUUAAUUUGGGACAAUUUCUGAAAAAUUUGCUCAGCCUUAAUAGGAUAAACAUUUAAACCAUUAUGUUUCUGUAUCCUUAUAUGACCAUAUGCUUGAAAGUAAAACUUUAAUUUUAAUAUGUUCAUUAAUAAUUUCAGUCCAGGGAAUACAGCUUUAGUUACUGUAAUUAUUGGAGCUGUCUUAAAAGUUCUAGAUUGCGAUUUUACAAUUAAAAAUUCCUUGAUUUAAAAAAACAAAACAAAACAUGGCAUAAAAACAAAUCUGAAAAUAUCUAGUUAGGGUUUUCAAUGUGGUUUAAUGGCUUACUGUGAUAUUAAAUACUUGUAUGUAUAAUGUGUACUUGUGCAAAAAUGUUUAGAAACCAUAUAAUAUAAUGAUUGUAAAACUAUCCAAUUUAAUAAUCUUGGGGGGAAAAAUCCAUUAA